GAGUAGUGGCACACCUGGUGUUGGGAAAAUUUGGGGGCUACAGCUGUGGCGUCCGUGGGUCCGUCGGUCCGUCGUGUUUGUCCGACUUGUCCCUCGUUGUCUCGCCAAGCAUCACACCAGCGUCGUAGCACCACUGGUGUUGCGAUGCAAGUCACGUGAUACUGGAGGUCGGCAUUAGUAAACAUUCUACCUUUUUCAAAAUAUCGCUGCAUCGAGCUGGAGUGUGAUGUCAACGCCGUUGCAAGCGUGAAUCGAGUGGCCAAGCGCUGUACCUCGCCUCCCCCGGCCACUUCGGCGAACCCGUGGUGUUCCUCAUUAACCUCAUCCUUCACUUCCGUCAACAAGCUGAGCGGCUGUCAUGGCAGUGCUGGCGUGCCAGUGUCUCAACUGGAGCGUGCACUGCCAGGAGUCCCGCGUGGAGGCGUGCGACCCCAGACACCUGGACCUGUCCGAGGAGGAGCGGAUGGACCGCUUCUUCGCCUCCGCCGUGGCCAGGGUCAAGCUGGGCAUCGGAGGCAUCUCGCAGAAGCACCCGUUCCUGAGCACCGUGCGCCACGUCGGCCAGUGGUCGGUCCACUCCUGCCGGGGUUGCCGGCAGGACGUCUACGCUGAGGCCUCCGGGAGAAUGCUGCUCCAUGCGGGUCUCGAGAGCGGCCAGGAAAGGAUGGACACACUGCGAGCUCUGGAGCGCUACUCGCCCUGCUUCAAGAUUGUGCUGCCGCAGCCUGGAGACGACGACGACAACAGCAGAGGUGUCUCGGGUGCCAGGCUGCAGGUGGAAGAUUCGAAGCUGGAUGCCAACCUGAAGGUGGUUCAGGAGAUUGCAAACAGGUUCGUGCGUCAAGAGAUGGAGGCCAUGGAAGCUCGUAUCAGGCACUUCCAAGAGCAGCAGUCCCGCACUCUGGAGCAACUCAAGGCUCGCACGGCCGUGGACCGCGAUGCGCUCUGCGAGCUCCUCACGCAGGCGAGCAGACGCGAGUUGAAGAAUACUCUGGCCGAGGCGCUGGACGAAGAGGUCACUCAGAGGAUCCCGACUGUGCGAAGCAACGCCGUCGCCACGACCCAGAACAGAGGCGGCCUCCCCAAGACGACAGACAAUAACCGGGACGCCGGAAUUACCUUCCAGAAGGGCACAGCACGGAGGCAAGGCGUCCGACGUCCGGCCAGGCCGGGUCCGCAACUGCUCCUCAGCCAGAGCGUGGACACCGGCCAAAUCUUUCACUUGGAUGGCUUCGAAGACGACGACAACUCUGCCCCAUUUCCUCCCGCAUCUUCCGAAGAGGAAUUGGACACGGAUGAUAGCAGCAUGGCCGACGAGUACCAACCAGCGGGACAGACGCAGUGUGCCUACUCCCUGCCCGUGGACAUGCCGACCUGGAGGACGCCCAGAGACUCCCAGAACGACCUGGACGAGUUGGUUGGGGCCGUGGACCACGAGAAGAUUGGGGAAGACAUCGAGGCCCUGGCCAGGAGCGUCUGCGACGGCACCGAGAUGUUUGGCGACCUGCCCAGGCCCCGACUCAACGCCGGAGACCACAGGAGCCGGCCUCUCUGAUUGGACGUCUCCUCCCCUCAAAGGCGGACGUGUGGCUCCGCGUCCGACACCAGGCAAAACUUAAGCCUAGUCAGCGGAUAGCCUCGCAAGUAUCUCGGAAAGCAGCUGCAAUAAAGAAUGCACUUUAUAGCCA
Molecule: messenger RNA, 1688 nt
Organism: Ixodes scapularis (black-legged tick)
Lineage: Eukaryota; Metazoa; Arthropoda; Arachnida; Ixodida; Ixodidae
Exons: 11
Coding region: 359-1555 (398 amino acids)
Biological process (GO): negative regulation of TOR signaling; neurotrophin TRK receptor signaling pathway; negative regulation of protein kinase activity
Cellular component (GO): cytoplasm
Source: RefSeq, a predicted model, not a curated record